Messenger RNA from Syngnathoides biaculeatus (alligator pipefish), 755 nucleotides. Its product is annotated as megakaryocyte-associated tyrosine-protein kinase-like. Gene Ontology annotation, biological process: protein phosphorylation. The transcript has 5 exons. Lineage: Eukaryota; Metazoa; Chordata; Actinopteri; Syngnathiformes; Syngnathidae. The coding region runs from base 116 to 607 and encodes 163 amino acids. Gene Ontology annotation, molecular function: protein tyrosine kinase activity; ATP binding. The record is from RefSeq and is a predicted model, not a curated record.
UCUUGAAUGAGACUUUAACCAGGAUCUCCUCUUCUUAAAUGCGAUGGACAAUGUUGCCACAGAAUGAGAUGAAGUGCUGGAAAAAAUCUAAUCCCUGAACAAGGAGUCUGUCUACAUGAGCAGAUGGUUUCAGGGGAAGAUCUCUGGCCCAGAGGCAGUCCGCAAGCUGCAACCAGCCCAGGACGGCCUAUUCCUGGUGCGGGAGUCGAUCCGACACCCCGGUGACUACGUGCUGUGUGUCAGCGUCUGUGGGGAAGUCAUCCACUACCGAGUGAUGUAUCAGGACAACAAGUUGACCAUUGACAACAAGCAGCAUUUCUACAACCUCAUUGACUUGAUAGAGUUCUACUCACACAACAAGGGUGCCAUUGCUCAAAUUCUACUGAAGCCAAAAGCAAAACAUGGAGCAAAGUCAGCUGAGAUGGAACUGACAAAAUCUGGAUGGCUGCUGGACUUCACCACACUGACAUUUGGACACAUUCUUGGAGAGGGCGAGUUUGGUGUUGUGUUCGAAGGCGAAUAUUUGGGCCAGAGGGUGGCGGUCAAGACCAUUAAGUGUGAUGUCACAGCUCAGGCCUUCCUGCAGGAGACCACAGUGAUGACGUGAGUCUGGACAUGUCCAUUCCUCUUUCAUGAGCAACAUUUAAAACUCACUUUGAUCCUACUAGAUACACUAAACCACAUCCAUUACGUUAAUACAUACUGCAAUCUUUCUUUAUUUUGAUUCCUGUACAUGUUUAUUUCCAGACUUCAUA